Messenger RNA from Amphimedon queenslandica, 634 nucleotides. RefSeq lists its product as uncharacterized. The transcript has 5 exons. NCBI's taxonomy places the organism in Eukaryota, Metazoa, Porifera, Demospongiae, Haplosclerida, Niphatidae. The coding region runs from base 59 to 562 and encodes 167 amino acids. The record is from RefSeq and is a predicted model, not a curated record.
AUACAACUGACCACAACAAUAGCUCCAGCCCUUCCCUUUCCUCCUCCUUCUCCCGACUAUGUUGUGGCUGCAUGCAACUCUUCUACUUUUCCUUCUGACAGUGACAUUCAUCAGUUCUGCUGCAGCCCAGACUGAUUGCUCCAGGAAUUAUGAAGAGCCUUGCCAGUCAUAUCCUGGAGAUAUUCAAGAUGGAGAUGCAGUCUGCACAGCUAUUUCACAAAGUUACAAAAAGAGCUUUAAUCAGUGGCCUGGUAUAAUAGAAGCUGAUCCUGACACUGAUACCUACUAUAAAGCAAAGAAUGAAAAAGGCGGAAAACCUUCACCAGCUACACCUGUAAGUUAUAAGCCUCACAUUCACAGACUGUAUUCAUUUAAUCAUAGGAGAAGUAUCAAUCAUGUUGUCUUUAUUGAUACACCAGUAUCAAGGAGUUGGAUUCAUGCACUAAACACUGCUCCAUUUACUUGUAGUACCACUUUAAAGGACUGUGGAUCAAAUAUUCCAUUGAAGUAUCAAGCUGGUCUUUCUACAGCAAUGUCGCAGGCAAAAGCUACCACUAAAUGAGAGAUUGUCUCAGUGGGGUUUCAUGUCCCGAUAUAAUAAAGGUCGUAAGAGAAAAGACAGCUCAAAGCAAGG